Capsella rubella is the source of this 921-nucleotide messenger RNA. Its product is annotated as V-type proton ATPase subunit E2. Gene Ontology annotation, cellular component: proton-transporting two-sector ATPase complex, catalytic domain. The transcript has 5 exons. The record is from RefSeq and is a predicted model, not a curated record. Lineage: Eukaryota; Viridiplantae; Streptophyta; Magnoliopsida; Brassicales; Brassicaceae. Gene Ontology annotation, biological process: proton transmembrane transport. Gene Ontology annotation, molecular function: proton-transporting ATPase activity, rotational mechanism. Bases 30 to 737 code for a protein of 235 amino acids.
UUGUCUGAGAGAGACAGAGAGAGAGAGAGAUGAACGAUGCGGAUGUGUCAAAGCAGAUACAGCAGAUGGUCCGGUUCAUCCGGCAAGAAGCUGAAGAGAAAGCAAACGAGAUCUCCAUCUCCGCCGAGGAAGAAUUCAACAUUGAGAGACUUCAGCUUCUUGAGUCUGCCAAGCGUAAGCUCCGUCAAGAUUAUGACCGCAAGCUCAAGCAGGUCGAUGUCCGGAAGCGAAUCGACUACUCCACUCAACUGAAUGCAAGUAGGAUCAAGUACCUUCAAGCACAAGACGACAUUGUCACCUCCAUUAAAGCCUCCGCAGCUAAGGAUCUUCUCCGUGUCUCCAACGACAAGAACAAUUACAAGAAGCUUCUCAAGAGUCUCAUCAUUGAGAGUUUGCUGCGCCUGAAAGAGCCAUCAGUACUGCUGAGAUGCAGAGAGAUGGACAAGAAGGUUGUUGAAUCGGUCAUUGAGGAUGCUAAAAGACAGUAUGCGGACAAAGCCAAAGCCCCGUCUCCUAAGAUCACAAUCGACGACAAGGUCUUCCUCCCUCCACCUCCUAAUCCUAAGCUCCCUGAUUCUCACGACGUUCACUGCUCGGGAGGGGUAGUGUUGGCCUCUCAAGACGGAAAGAUUGUCUGCGAGAACACUUUAGACGCACGCCUUGACGUCGCCUUCAGACAGAAGCUUCCCCAGAUCAGGACACGCCUUGUUGGAGCACCUGAAACCUCCAGAGCAUGAUCCAGUCACCCCUAAGUUUACUUAUUAAUCUUUUGCUUAGGCCUCAAUAAGUAACACAUUUUGGCCUUGUGACACUGUUACUUCUUUUUAGCAGGAGUUCAAUUUUUUUUUUAGUCUGUUUCAUCCUUUUCAUCUUCAAAAUGUUGUCAAAAGAGAAUAAUUUCUGAAAAGUUAUAUAGAAAAA